Gasterosteus aculeatus aculeatus (three-spined stickleback) is the source of this 4711-nucleotide messenger RNA. It is a transcript of the gene pou6f2, whose product is annotated as POU class 6 homeobox 2. Gene Ontology annotation, biological process: regulation of transcription by RNA polymerase II. The record is from RefSeq and is a predicted model, not a curated record. Lineage: Eukaryota; Metazoa; Chordata; Actinopteri; Perciformes; Gasterosteidae. Gene Ontology annotation, molecular function: DNA-binding transcription factor activity, RNA polymerase II-specific; RNA polymerase II cis-regulatory region sequence-specific DNA binding.
AUUGUGGGUAUUGAAGUCGUUAAGGCCAACCGUCGGAAAAGGAGGAGGUGACACCAAUUAACAGCAAGUAAAGGCCUUUAAAAACGUGCAUUCCUGGACGUGAUGACCGAACGAACCGCUCAGAUAUUAGUUGACUUUCCCGGCCCUUCUUCACCCUGCUGACAGCUGCUUGCCGGAGUCCAGAUGAACGGGAAAGCUCCCUCCAGGACCCGAUGAUUACAGGGCAGCUGAGCAAGCCACUGCUCUCCCUGCGCAGCGACAUGAGCGCGGCGGAGCUCCGGGCGGACGGCAAAGCGGGCAGCCCGGACAGCGACCUGAACGACGAGCCCCUGCUCCUGUCCUCCGAGGCCGCGGACGCGGAGGGCAGCGCCAACAAGCUGUACGGAGCUCGUGACGGUUCGGUCCAGUCCGACACCAGCAGCAGUCCUUCUGAGCAGAGUCACCUGGGCCAGUCCCACCCAGCAUUCCCAAUGGGUCCACAGUCUCUCCUGGUGGCCCAGCAGCUGGCCAACGCAGUGGGCGGCGUGAUGUCCGGGGGGGCGCCGGGCAUGAACCAGCCCAUCCUCAUCCCGUUCAACGCGGGCGGACACCUGGGGGGCCAACAGGGCCUCGUUCUCUCCCUGCCCACAGCCAACAUCCAGAGCCUGGUGGCUGCUGCUGCCGCAGGGGGCAUCAUGACGCUCCCCCUCCAGAACCUGCAAGCUACCUCAUCACUGAGCUCCCAGCUCCAACACCUGCAGCAGCUCCAACAGAUGCAGCAGCACCACCACCAGCAGCAGCAGCAGCAGCAACACCAUCACCAACAGACCCUCGCCCACACCCAGAACCAUCACAUGACCCCGCCCAGCCAGCAGCAGACCUCUGUCCCGUCUCCGGGCUCCACCUGCUCCUCCACCUCCGGACAGCCGCAGCACUCCCCGCCGCACCGGCCCAACCAGUCGCCGGCUCGCAGCCUUCCUUCGCCCGUCACCCCACCCAUGCCUUUGCCGCAGCUGAAUCCAUUGGCCAGCCAGGCGGCGGUGGCAGCGGCAGCCGCCAUGGGAUCCAUCGCCGGGUCUCAGGUGUUCGGCAACGCCUUGUCAAACCUGCAAGGAGCCACCGGACAGCUGGUCACCAACGCACAAGGACAGAUAAUUGGAACAAUCCCGCUGAUGCCCAACUCUGCAGGGCCCUCCAGCCAAUCAGGGGGUGGCAACCCAGCACUGCAGGUACAGCCAAUUACACCUCAGCUUCUGACCAACGCUCAAGGCCAGAUCAUCGCCACGGUGAUCGGCAAUCAGAUCCUGCCUGUCAUCAACACCCAGGGAAUCACGCUGUCACCAAUCAAGCCUGGACAGCAGCUGCCUCAGACUCAGCAGGGUCAGACUGCAUCGUCUCAGCCCAACCUGCUCCACAUGCCCCACAGACAGAGUCCUCUCCACCAGGCCUCCUCCUCCUCCUCCACCUCCUCCUCUUCCUCGGCUCUCAGCGUGGGGCAGCUGGUCAGCAACCCGCAGACCGCCCCCAGCGAGGUGGACGGGGUCAACCUGGAGGAGAUUCGGGAAUUCGCCAAAGCGUUCAAGAUCCGCCGGCUGUCCCUGGGUCUGACCCAGACUCAGGUGGGCCAGGCGCUGAGCGCCGCCGAGGGGCCGGCGUACAGCCAGUCCGCCAUCUGCAGACACACCAUCCUGAGAAGCCACUUUUUCCUACCACAGGAAGCCCAAGAGAACACUAUAGGUAGCAGUCUGACAGGCAAACUGAACCCUGGCCUUUUAUAUCCUGCCAGGUUUGAGAAGUUGGACAUCACCCCUAAAAGCGCCCAGAAGAUUAAGCCCGUUCUGGAGCGCUGGAUGGCCGAGGCUGAGGCCCGCCACCGAUCCGGCAUGCAGAACCUGACUGAGUUUAUCGGCAGCGAGCCUUCCAAAAAACGCAAGCGGAGGACCUCUUUCACCCCGCAGGCGCUGGAGAUCCUCAACAGCCACUUUGAGAAGAACACGCACCCCUCCGGACAGGAAAUGACGGAAAUAGCCGAGAAGCUGAACUACGACAGGGAGGUGGUGCGCGUCUGGUUCUGCAACAAGAGGCAAGCGUUGAAAAACACAAUAAAGCGCUUGAAACAGCCCGACCUCGGCCCGGCCGCGCCGAUGGACCCGCUCACCGAUUCUCUAGAGGAGCUGCCGAAAUAAACGUGCUGAAAAGCGGCGGCGGCGGCGCGGCGAAGAGGCCGCCAUCGGGGGGAAACAACCGAGGGCCGAUGAACUGAGGGGAAAAAAAGCCCGUUUCCAAGUCACCUGGAUGGACAGUCUUGAGUUUGCAAACAAAAACUAUGUGUUGUCAGUGUGGUUACCACCGCUAUGUAAAUGACCUCGGCGAAACCAAAAAACAUGAAAAAAAAGAGAUUAAUAUCUGAGAAUUGUGUAAAAACAUACGGUGUGCUGUUUCAAAGAGUUUUAGAUCGCCCACAUUUUGGUUCCCGCGAGGAGGGAUUUAGUAAAGAGAUCAUACCAAAUCAAAACACUAUUUACCAAAGUCUGUUGCAUCUGAGUACUAAGAAUAAUUUUGUAAUGUAAAUGUGCUCUAAAUUUUUACAUUUGUACUGGCAAAUCUAAGCUAUAUGUGUGAGGUUGAGUAUACAUUUUAUCUUUGUCUCGCUUACUUUUUUCUUCAUUUGUAUGUAAAUAUCUUAAAAGAAAAAAAAAUUGAAAAGUGCUGUCUUGAUAUCACACUGAUGACGUUUCUCUUUUGGACAAAAAAAAAAAAAAAAACGUUUGCAUCUGCAAAUAUGUUCAGCCACAGUGUAACUUUGUACAACUUUUACAGGUAUUUAUUAAUAAUCCGGUGAGACGUUUCAGAGUAAACUGAAGGUGAUGAUGAUGAGUUUCAGUGUCCGUCACGUCUCCUGCAGCUUUGUUUGAGCUACUGCGUCUUUCUGUUGCCAAAGCCUGAUAGCCAAAGAACACAUUCCUUUUUUAUUUUACUUUACUUUACAGCUUUACACACCGUUUUUUACUCUGUGGGUCAAAAACGAAAUGAAACACAACCACGUCAAAGAGCCACAGCAGCGUCUGCUGAAAUAUCCACCGCAGCAAUAUGGGAAAUGUGUUGCGUGACUUUUCUUUUAAGCGGAUUUACUUUUGCAUGCCUCAACUCAAAAGCACAUGCAGAAGGAAUAUUUUCAUCAACUUCAUCCCCAAAUGAACUCAAAAGUAACAUUAUUUCACAUUAUUUCUUUCCUGAAGACGCCUGCGACCAAACUACUGAGCCCAUUCAGGUUCACAUGUCUUUAUAACCUGAACAUUUCAACACAAAUAUGCUUCUUCUGCCAAGAUAAUGUUUCCUCUUACAUUCUGCAUUCAUCUCAAUGGGUGUAAAAUUGAAUUUACCUAUUUAUUUACUUAUUUCUGUUACAGUAAAUUGCUUUAAAAGGUACAUUUUUACUGAUUUCAUGUAUCUGUGGUUAUCUGUCAGGUAGAAGGUGACUCUCCAUCACUGUGUACUGAGCUGUUUGUUUUACCUUCUGAGGAUACGUCGACAUUCCAAGCAAGAACGUCCCUUCAAAUAUCUGAAUCCCACAGAAAGCCUCACAGGAAAAGAAAAAAAAAGUGAAUGUUGAGAAUAAGUGUCACGUGUCAAAACGAGUGAACCUAAUUUGAAGUGAGGCAAAAUUUGAUGCAAUUUAUUCAGAAUCAUGUGUCUGCUCGAUAUCUGUCGUCCCGUGUCACAUUGGUAAUCUCAGCCCUUCAGUCCCCGGCGCUCCGUUCUUCUUCACUGCCUCACGCACACACACGAGAAAAACACAUGAAGACGCUUUGCAUCUGCAAGUCAAGUCAUGUGAUCCCAUUUCCUUUAAUGCACAGAUUUUUAUUUUAUUUAUUGGAUCUCAUUUCUUAUUCGUUCAGUUUUAAUUGCAUUUUCCACCCUCACGUUGGUUCCAAUACUUCAUCCAGGCAAAUCUUUGGCCAAAACACCUGCAUUCACCCACCGGACAAACGUUUGAUGAAGCAGCAGGUAGAAAACGGAUCCGUCCUGAGGCUUACCGAUAAAGCUGUAACCAAAACCACAGAAAGGAGUUGCGCCUUUGCUCGACUCUUCAACGCUGGACCAAAGCUCUAUAGUUAUGCACAUUGUACAGAGAAAUAGAUUCAUGAUGUUGACAAUCUUUAAGACCUGAGAUAAAAUAAUUGAACGUAGAAAUGUACAGUAGUUCAUCCAAGGUUUACCUCAGCACUGUUCUGCCAACGCCACACAUGAUUGUUCUAGUUUGGUGAGGUGGUUUCCUGAGCCUUUUGUUUUUAUUACGGUUGCAUUUUGAUCCUCAUUCAUUGUGACGUUCACCUCUCAGUUCUCACUCACCUGUAGACCCGCGUAGAAGAAAAGGAGGCGACCGCGAUGUUGCGCUCGGCCCAGUUAGGAUGACUUGUUAAUAAUCACCUUUGAAUGCUUUUGUGAAAUUGUACUAACACAAAACAAAGUGGUUUGAUUUGGAUUUUUUUUUUUGUUAAUAAAUCAAAGAACUCGAAACCAAAGCUGAAGAGCCUGCAGAAGUUGGUUGUCUUUGUUGUUUUUUUUAUGGACUGAAAGCUGUGCUUAAUCGUUAGAGCAAUAUCUGUUUGGUCAGUCGAGCAGCGCUUUGUGUAUUUCCCAACAAAAAAAAGAAGAAGAAAAAACAAAGAUCUUCGUCUGUCACAUUGAUUUGUACCAUAAUUAGUAAUAAACAAUUGUUUAACAUGAA